AUGAAUCUGUUUAGGUAUGUAGAGAAAAUUUCUGCUUCAUCUUCAUCAAAUGAGCAUGUUGGUUCAAACGUUAUCUCAAGUGUUGAAGAUGAGUUUCUUAAUAACCCUGAUUUCAUGCUUAUUGGUUUCCUUGGAACCAUACCAACGACAAAGAAGGUUUUGGUUCUUGGCACAAUCACAGCUACAUGCACUGAUAAAAUUUGGUAUUAUAAUGGUUGUAACCACUGUAAGUCAGGUGUGGAGGAAAGAUUUGUAACGAAAGAAAAUGCGGAUGGUUCAUUUGAUGUUGAUCAUGCAAAAUCGUUGGUGUGUACAAAUGAUAAAUGUGAAGGAGUCGACAUCUAUUCUAUUCCGCGGUUCAAGAUACCUAUUAGGGUGCAAGACUCUUCCGGUACUGUGUCUUUGACACUGUUUGUUUUCGAAGCUUACAAGAUUCUUAAGAAAACUGCCAAAGAGUUACUUUCAAUCCAAGAUCAGGUUGUUAAUUCUGGAGAAAUACCGAACCCAUAUCCCGAGAUCUUUGACACAUUGAUUGGAAAGAGAUAUGCGUUCAUCAUAAGUGUUAAAGACUAUAACAUUGAGUGUCAGGAUGAGAUGUCAUGCUGUGGUGACAAUGUUACACCUGCAUCCCAACCACUUGUAGGCACUAACAAUCCCUCUUCUGAUGAAACAAAACGUAAUAUUCGUGAAGUGUUCGAUGUGGAUGAUGCAUUAGGUUGCUCCUCGACAAAGCGCCGCAUCAGUGAUGAACUUUCUCAGGAUGAAGAUGCUGGAUUAUCAGUGGAUGUGGCAUCUCCUUCUUUCAUGUAUGCAAUGUCAAAGAAUUCACGUUCAUCUUCUACAGCUGCUAAUUCAUCUCAACGAAAUUUACAUAGUCCUCUUAUGAGAACUCAUGUUUCAGAUAUCUCUAGCAGAUCUCCUCUUUCAGAUAUCACAAAUGUUACUUCACCGAAUAAAAGGCGUAAGCUUCGAAAAUUAAUACUUGAUAAUAAGAAAUUAAAGAAUGCAUCGUCAUCAUCAACGAAUGUUCGUAACAUCUUUUCUGACAAUGCAUAUUUGGUCGAAUGUUCUGAUACUACGGAUCAACAUAUGUACUCCAUUGCGUGUCGAGCAGUUAGAAAUGCUACUGGUUCUUUAAUUUCAACUACACCAGGUACACCUCUAGAUAGCAACCGUCGAUAUUCCAUUACUUCUAGCAUUAUUAGCAGUAACAAUCAGCCGAUAUUGGGUAGUAACUCUACCCUUACACGGCUGUCUUCUGGUAAACGUAACCUCGAGCGCAAGAAGCGUGAUAAUACUCCUGUACCUAUGCUCUCUUUGGAUUCAGAUCAAGACAAUGUGUUCUUGUGCACUGAUGAAGAUCAUUAUAAAGGGAUAUCUAAAGAUUAUUUGGACCAUGGUGACCAAGUGCUUACAUGUCAGCUUUGUAGUGCAAAAUUAUGCACAUCAGAAGGUGGAAAAGGUCGUUUAACUAUAAAUAAGCUAUGUUAUAGUAUGUGUUGUGGUUAUGGUAAAGUUCAGCUACCGCCUUUAAAGGAUGCACAUGCGUCUUAUCAAAAUUUGUUUUCUUCCUCAAAUGCAAAAAGCAAGUUCUUCCUGAAGAACAUAAGACGAUACAACUCUAUAUUCUCUUUUACAUCUAUGGGUGGAAAGCUUGAUUCUAAUAUCAACAAGGGCAAUGCUCCAUUUAUAUAUCGUAUCAGUGGCCAAAACUAUCAUUGCAUGGGGAGUCUCAAGCCUCCAGCUGGAAAUGAAGCUAAGUUUUGUCAGCUAUACAUACAUGAUACCGAAAAUGAAAUAACAAACAGACAGGCAUUAUUCAGCAAAAGAACCAAACCUUCAUCGCCUGCUGAUAAAGAACUUGAUGUUGAAAUGAUAGAGAUGGUCAGAAACCAUUUUCACCAAUCUCUAGAUGCCAACCUUAGUCUGCGACUAAUUUAUAGAAAAGAAAAAGACGGCAGGACAUAUAACUUACCCACCACAUCUGAAGUUGUUGCUUUGGUUGUCGGAGACAUAUAUAAAGCUAUAGACCAUCGUGAUAUCGUUGUCGAGACUCAGUCGGGAAUGCUGCAGCGUAUUAGCGAAUUACACCCAUCGUAUCUUGCUCUGCAAUAUCCAUUACUUUUCCCAUAUGGUGAUGAUGGUAAGGAAGUUUUAACAGAUACUGGAAAGCCUGUUAUACUUCCUUCUUCAUUUACUGGUGGUGCAAGAUUCAUGCAACUAAAUUACCUCGAUGCAAUGGCCUUAUGUAAGUGGUAUGGGUACCCUGAUUUCUUUAUAACUAUAACAUGUAAUCCUAAGUGGCGUGAAGUAAAAAGAUUUCUAAAAGAUUCAACCAUCAAAGCCGAAGACAGGCCUGGCAUUUUGUGUCGAUUGUUUAAAAUGAAGCUUGAUUCCUUACUCAAAGAUUUUAAGGAUUCCAAGUAUUUUGGAGAGAUUAACGCUGUUGUUUAUACAGUCGAUCACAAACUUCCAACCAUAGAUCACAUAGAUCCAUUUAUUUCUGUUGAGAUUCCCGAUAAAGAAGAAGAUCCUAAACUUUAUUCUCUUGUGACUGAUUAUAUGAUUCAUGGUCCGUGUGGGAAUGCUAAUUUGAAUUGUCCUUGCAUGGUUGAUAAAAGAUGUUCAAAAAACUUUCCGAAGAAAUUCACACCACAUACAACUAUUGAUUCAAGUGGUUUUCCUGUAUACAGAAGAAGAGAUUCAGGUCAUACAGUUAUAAAAUCUGGUGUUAGAUUAGACAACAGAAAUGUUGUUCCUUAUAACAAAAGGCUUUUGAAAAGAUAUCAAGCACACAUUAAUGUUGAAUGGUGUAAUCAAGCCGGUUCAGUGAAAUAUUUGUUCAAGUACAUUAAAAAAGGUCCUGAUAUAGCUACUGUGGUAGUUUCUGGUGAUAUAAGUUCAACCAUCAAAGAAAAGCCAAAAGACGAGAUCAAGGAGUAUUAUGAUUGUAGAUAUAUUUCAGCUUGUGAGGCAUCCUGGAGAAUAUUCUCUAAUGAGGUUCAUUAUAGGUAUCCUGCUGUUAUGAGGCUUCCCUUUCAUUUGCCCGGCCAACAGAAUGUUGUGUAUGGUGCGGAUGACGAUAUUGAUAAUGUUUUAAGUAAACCUUCUGUUGCUUCUUCAAUAUUUGUGCAAUGGAUGAAGUUGAACGAGACAAAUGAAGAUGCUAGAAAGCUGACUUAUGUUGAGUUUCCUUCCAAAUUUGUUUGGAUACUUAAUGAUAGAUGUUGGCAGAUAGGUAAGUCGUACCAGUGUGUUGGCCGUAUUCAUUCUGUAUCUCCUGCAUUGGGCGAACCUUAUUUUUUGAGGAUACUACUCAAUAAAGUUAAAGGGCCUAGAUCAUUCGAGGAGAUACGUACAGUUAACGGUCAAUUAUUCCCAACUUUUAGAGAUGCUUGCUAUGCGAUGGGACUCUCAGAUGAUGACAAUGAAUAUGUUGAGGCCAUUAAAGAAGCAAGUUUUGAAGGACAUGUUGGGUAUCUUCGAGCGUUAUUUGCUACCCUGCUUUUGUCAAAUACUCUAUCUCGGCCAGAAUUUGUUUGGGAGAAUACGUGGAAAUACUUAGCUGAUGAUAUUGUUUAUAGACGUCAAAAAGAAACAAAUAUUUCAGGUUUAUUGCUUCCUGAAUAUCAGAUUAAGAACCUUACUUUGUUGAAAAUUGAAAACUAUUUAAUUUCCAAUGGUUCAUCAUUACGAAGGUUUGUCACUAUGCCAUACCCUGAUGACAAUUCCUUACGUGAUGCUUCUAAUCGUCUAAUCAAUGAAGAGCUGUCACACGACCUAGAUGAAGUAGAAGCUGAGUUUAACAGGUUGCAUCAAUCUCUUAUAGAUAAACAACGAGCGGUUUUUGACGAAAUAAUGGAAGCAGUUGUAGGGUGUAAAGGAGGCCUUUUUUUGUCUAUGGUUACGGUGGAACUGGAAAAACCUUUUUAUGGAAGACUUUGGCUUCAGCCGUUCGAUGCAGAAAUGGAAUAG
Messenger RNA from Helianthus annuus (common sunflower), 3975 nucleotides. RefSeq lists its product as uncharacterized. The transcript is spliced from 17 exons. The coding region runs from base 1 to 3975 and encodes 1324 amino acids. Lineage: Eukaryota; Viridiplantae; Streptophyta; Magnoliopsida; Asterales; Asteraceae. The record is from RefSeq and is a predicted model, not a curated record.